Molecule: messenger RNA, 1592 nt
Organism: Erythranthe guttata (spotted monkey flower)
Lineage: Eukaryota; Viridiplantae; Streptophyta; Magnoliopsida; Lamiales; Phrymaceae
Product: ADP/ATP translocase, mitochondrial
Biological process (GO): mitochondrial ADP transmembrane transport; mitochondrial ATP transmembrane transport
Cellular component (GO): mitochondrial inner membrane
Molecular function (GO): ATP:ADP antiporter activity
Source: RefSeq, a predicted model, not a curated record
UCAGCUCAGCCAACAGCUAGUAUAAAAGACACACAGCAGCCUCCACUCAUAACCCUCUCUCAUUUCUCUCCGCACAAUCUCCUCCCUUCCGUCUACCUUCCCGAGCUUCGACCCAGUCGGACGAAGGUGUUUUCUGCAGAUUUGUAAUGGCUGAUCAGCGGUACCCAACCAUCCGCCAGAAGGUGGCUAACCAGCUACAUCUGGGCUCGAGCCUCUCACAGGACGUUCAGGCUCGUUAUGGUGGUUUCCAAAGGCCUGCUACAUACCAGAGGCAAUUUGCUUAUGGAAACUACACAAAUGCAGGUCUACAGUACCCUGCCACCUGCUCCCAGAAUCUCUCCUUGAUUACUGCAAAUGCAUCGCCAGUGUUUGUUCAGGCUCCACAAGAGAAGGGCUUUGUUGGAUUUGCCAUUGAUUUUCUCAUGGGAGGAGUUUCAGCUGCCGUGUCUAAGACAGCUGCUGCCCCAAUUGAACGUGUCAAGCUUUUGAUCCAAAAUCAAGAUGAAAUGCUCAAGGCUGGCAGGCUCUCAGAGCCUUACAAGGGGAUUGGAGAAUGCUUCAAGAGAACCGUUCAGGAAGAAGGAUUCGGUUCAUUGUGGAGAGGAAACACUGCCAAUGUUAUCCGUUACUUCCCCACUCAGGCUUUGAACUUUGCAUUCAAGGACUACUUCAAGAGGCUCUUCAACUUCAAGAAGGACCGUGAUGGCUACUGGAAGUGGUUUGCCGGAAACCUUGCUUCCGGUGGUGCGGCUGGUGCUUCAUCGCUCCUCUUUGUGUACUCCUUGGAUUACGCCAGAACACGUCUUGCUAAUGACGCCAAGGCUGCCAAGAAGGGAGGUGAGAGGCAAUUCAAUGGUUUGGUCGAUGUCUACAGAAAGACUCUGAAAUCCGACGGUGUUGCUGGUCUUUACCGUGGAUUCAACAUCUCGUGUGUCGGUAUUAUUGUGUACCGUGGUCUGUACUUCGGAAUGUACGAUUCUUUGAAGCCGGUACUCUUGACUGGAUCACUUCAGGACAAUUUCUUUGCCAGCUUUGCCCUCGGUUGGCUCAUUACCAACGGUGCUGGUCUUGCAUCUUACCCAAUCGACACUGUGCGUAGAAGAAUGAUGAUGACGUCAGGUGAAGCAGUCAAGUACAAGAGUUCUUUGGAUGCAUUCUCCCAGAUCCUGAAAAACGAGGGGGCGAAAUCUCUGUUCAAGGGUGCUGGUGCUAAUGUGCUUCGUGCAGUUGCUGGUGCUGGUGUGCUUGCAGGUUACGACAAGCUUCAGGUUAUUCUUCUUGGAAAGAAAUACGGCUCAGGUGGUGCAUAAUUAAUAUAAUAUAUUACCGUUACCACCUUUAUUUUAAUUUUCAGUAAUAGAUGGCGAUGAAAAUCUUUUUGUUGUUUAGUUUGAGGAUAUUCACUCAAGGCAAAGUUUGCGCACUUUGAAUAAUUUGAACUUACCCCAAAACAUUUGUUCCCCCUUUAAUGGGUGGGUGUUUUGUUCCUGGAUCUUUUCCCGGAAAGAGAUGGCUUAUUUUUACCGAUUAAUUUUUGCGGUUUUAUAUGUACGUGAGAUUUUGUUUUUAAAUGCAAUGCUUUUAAGGUUUAU